Molecule: messenger RNA, 1365 nt
Organism: Penicillium mononematosum
Lineage: Eukaryota; Fungi; Ascomycota; Eurotiomycetes; Eurotiales; Aspergillaceae
Exons: 6
Coding region: 1-1365 (454 amino acids)
Source: RefSeq, a predicted model, not a curated record
AUGGGUUCGGCGUAUGCCUCCGAAGCCUUUUUUCCCUCGCGCCGCAAACCUGAAGGUAAAGGUGCACCCAAGAAGUCGGAUGGAAAACGCAAGGCAGAUAGCCAGAGUGAAGAUGCAGAGGCAACCCCUCCAAAGAAGAAGAAGACAAAAAAGGAAAUCCCACAGAAGCUGGACAAGGAACGUCUUGCAGCCGAUCUCUUCACUGACUAUUCGAAACGAAGGAAGAAUCGUAGGAAUCUUAGGCUACAAAUGCCCAAGAAACAGAAAUGGCCAAGAGUAAAAGGCGUUAUCAGAGAGCGGGAGGAUGCACCUCAAGGUUGGAACCCAGAGGAGCCUGAUCUGAUGCCCGAGUGUCUUGAGCGGAUCAAAGAGAAUAUCAUGCCUCAUGUCUAUCAGCAUAAACUGGCAGAAUUGGUGGCAAAGCAGGCGGAGCGCGAUGCACUGAUAGCCACGGAGCCAGGUUUAAGUUGGCCCGUUGUACAACGCCUAGAUGAUCUCAAAUUUACGUUGGAUUGGCUCAUGGCGGAAAACGACAAGUACAAGAUGGUUGAUACGGUAAAAUCCAUUAUUGCACGAUACCGAUCAGGUGAAUUAGAUUGGCACCCGGAAUUUGUCACCUACUGGCAUGCUGGAGUUCAGCUCUGCCUGCCAAGGCCUUUCCACUGGGAGGAAUACCGCAGCAUUCAUGACAAAUGUCAGGGACAUGAAGGGUUUUGGGUCGAAGGUAUUCUCGGGCCUGCGCCUGGCUUGAGCAAAACUUCGGUAGUAUGCCAACCGGAUCCGCGUAUCAAUGCCACAAUGGUGAGGCUUAGCCUUCGGAUUCCGCAGGCUCAGCCACCUGCAGGAAAAGGAUUAUCGAGCUUUGAAUUCCCGUUCAUGGAUGACACCGGGUCUACGCAUAUGAGCAUAUUUGAAGACGACAUCAGCAUUCUUCAGGAUAACAAAAACCACCCCUUGCCCCGAUGUCUGGGUGUUGGUCUCCACUAUACCUCAGAUGACAGGCGGGUCCCCGCGUUAUAUAGAGAAUUAGAAGUCAACAUGUGGAGUGUGGACGAACAGCGCUUCAUGUCCAACUGGGAGCCGAUACCGGUUUCUAUCCGAAGUGGUCAUGCAACGAGGGCCGGCGCUGACCGUUUGAGUGGGUCAUGGUUGCGACACAGGUUUUACACUGGAACUUGUCCUGAUCAAUCCAUGCGUCUUUGGGUGUUUAACUAUAACCCUGGGAUACCACCACAGGGUGAGAGGACCCUUCCUACUGCGACCCCGGCACAAUUGGCCGCGCCCUUCCGAACUACAGCGCUUCGUCCGGUUGCAGACUUUCCUCAUCUUGACCCAAGUUUCGCAUCGGGACAUAGUUUGAUCUAA